GGACUCAUCACCUGGGCAAGUGCAAUAGCGAUAAAGGAAAAGAAGCGAGAUUUACCGUCGCCACGACGAUCGUCUUCCAUAUUGCCGCUUCAGACAUAGCGCAUCCAUCUCCUCGAUGGCGCCAUCGCAGCAGGUUUCCGGCCUGAUAAACGACGCUUCUGCACCGAAUCGCGUGUCGAAUUUCCUGAGCCGCUUUCAUGCACUAUUGCUAGCAAAGGGUGGUGAAAUGGUUGAUUCCACUGCAUCGCCAACCGGCGCCGAAGCAGAUAACAAGACUUAUGAGGUGACAAGGUCGCCUAGCUCUGUCCGAGAGGGUGAAGGUCCGGCGGCGGCUCUUCCGGGACAACUAGAUCCAGUGUAUGAAGCAAAAGCGAAAAUACUCAACGCGGCAAUCCAGGACAUUGGGAUGGGAUGGUAUCAAUGGCAACUCUUCAUUGUAGUCGGCUUCGGUUGGGCGAGCGACAACGCUUGGCCUGUUGUUACCUCACUCAUUCUACCAUCAAUCGCCAGCGAAUUCAACCCCAGCAAGCCCCCAUUGCUAUCUCUUUCUCAGAACAUUGGGCUUCUCGCCGGCGCCAUGUUCUGGGGUUUUGGAUGCGACAUAUUUGGGCGCCGUUGGGGUUUCAAUCUCACUCUGGGCAUCACCAGCGUCUUCGGUCUGAUCGCUGCAAGCUCGCCCAACUUUGCUGCAAUCGGUUGUUUUGCGGCCCUGUGGAGCUUCGGUGUUGGGGGAAACCUCCCUGUUGACUCGGCCAUCUUCCUCGAAUUCUUGCCAGGAAGUCAUCAGUAUCUCCUCACGGUUCUCUCCAUUAACUGGGCUUUUGCACAGGUCGUCGCAAACCUGAUUGCAUGGCCCCUUCUGGGGAAUAUGAGCUGUGAAGAGGCUGCAGGCUGUACGAGGUCGCAGAACAUGGGGUGGAGAUACUUCGUGAUCUGCAUGGGUGGUCUGGCCAUGAUCAUGUUCCUCGUACGGUUUGGUUGCUUCACUAUCUACGAAUCUCCAAAGUACUUGAUGGGCAAAGGGCGUAACGAAGAGGCUGUCAAGAUUGUUCAUGAGGUUGCAAGACGCAACGGGAGGACAUCGAACCUGACGAUUGAAGAUCUACAGGCUGUCGAACCCGAAGGCACGAUACAAGAAACUGCUGCGACCGCUGCCAUCAAAAGACGUCUCGAGAAGCUCAACGCUGAUCAUGUUCGUGCUCUAUAUAGAACAAAGAAGAUGGGAUUCUCCACUACUCUCAUUAUACUUAUCUGGGGGUUCAUCGGGCUAGCUUUUCCCCUCUACAAUGCAUUCCUUCCCUUCAUUCAGCGGCAACGUGGCCUUGACUUUGGUGACGGUUCGACGUAUAUCACCUACCGUAACUCUCUGAUUAUCGCAGUGCUUGGCGUCCCAGGGGCCAUACUAGGAGGCUUCCUCGUCGACCUUCCACGUUUCGGACGCAAAGGUACUCUCGCUUUGUCCACUGUCGCGACAGGUGUGUUCCUCUACGCUUCAACAACAGCUGUUACAUCGAAUCAGCUGCUUGGCUGGAAUUGCGCGUUCAAUUUCUGCAGCAACGUCAUGUAUGCAGUAUUGUAUGCGUACACGCCCGAGAUCUUCCCAACAAAAGAUCGUGGGACAGGGAAUGCUUUGACGGCCACGGCGAAUCGCAUAUUUGGUAUCAUGGCGCCUAUUAUCGCGAUUUAUAGCGACUUGGAGACAAGUGCACCGGUGUACACAAGCGGGGCUUUGUUUAUCGCAGCGGGCUUGCUAGUGCUUAUACUGCCGUUUGAGAGUCAGGGAAAGGCAAGUCUGUGAAGCAGAUGAUGGGUCUUAUGAGAGCAUGGAUGUGAACAUGAACAUGAAAGGGGAGUGGAUAGGAUUGUGUGCCGUUCUCCCUUGGUAUUCCUCAGUCAGUCUGGCAGUGAUAUGGCAGUCAGCUAUACAAAUGAUUACGCAC
Messenger RNA from Pseudovirgaria hyperparasitica, 1940 nucleotides. RefSeq names its product MFS general substrate transporter. The record is from RefSeq and is a predicted model, not a curated record. Gene Ontology annotation, molecular function: transmembrane transporter activity. Gene Ontology annotation, biological process: transmembrane transport. NCBI's taxonomy places the organism in Eukaryota, Fungi, Ascomycota, Dothideomycetes, Acrospermales, Acrospermaceae. The coding region runs from base 116 to 1798 and encodes 560 amino acids. The transcript has 8 exons. Gene Ontology annotation, cellular component: membrane.